Messenger RNA from Prunus armeniaca (apricot), 303 nucleotides. The record is from the annotation of a GenBank genome assembly. NCBI's taxonomy places the organism in Eukaryota, Viridiplantae, Streptophyta, Magnoliopsida, Rosales, Rosaceae.
AUGGUAGCCAUUGCUUAUUGUUUCAGUGGUCUCCCCACGCCAUCAAUAAGUCCUCAAGGAGUUGUUGGGCAUUUCCCAAAUCUUCAUUGCCCCUCUCUCACGUUUGCCCAUUUGAGAACUAACUUCAAUACACCCAUGGCCACAACCCCCUUCCAAGUCUCUGCAUCAUCAUCAUCAUCCACCAUUGGUGCACCAGAUGAAGAAAAUGAGGCAGCCUCUUCUUCAGCUUCUUUUCUGAACAAGUUUUCAUUGAGUGCUCCAUCUGGGAAGCGGCGGACUGAUAACACCAUACCAUCAGCAUAA